UUUGAUUGCGAACAAUGGAUUGGCAAGGGCAGAAAGUGGCGGAACAAUGGAUGCAAAUUCUUCUGCUAGUUUCAGCAGCAAUUGCUUUUGUAACAGGUUAUUUGAUGGGUUCAUUCCAAUUGAUGGUGCUAAUCUAUGCAGGCGGCGUCGUUUUGACUGCUUUGAUCAUCGUCCCAAAUUGGCCAUGGUUUAAUCGUCAUCCUCUCAAUUGGCUUGACCCGACCGAAGCCGAUAAACACCCGAAGCCUCAACCAGCUGUGAGUUCCGGAAAUAAGAAGAAGAAUAACAAGCAAAAGUAGAGGAAUUUGAUGGAAAUAAAUUGAAUUUAUAGGUUAUAAAUUUCUGCCCAUUUAUCGUUUCAUUAUGUUGUUGUCACGUUGUUUAUUGUUUUAGUGGAGUUUUAUAUGUUUGUUUAAGAUGACUGGAAUUGAUUUUGGUUAUAUGAGCUAACAAAUUACCAGAUGGAAAUUAUAGUUUUAUGUCAUAAAUGGGUUUAUUGGGAAA
Molecule: messenger RNA, 504 nt
Organism: Chenopodium quinoa (quinoa)
Lineage: Eukaryota; Viridiplantae; Streptophyta; Magnoliopsida; Caryophyllales; Amaranthaceae
Product: probable signal peptidase complex subunit 1
Exons: 1
Coding region: 15-299 (94 amino acids)
Biological process (GO): protein targeting to ER
Cellular component (GO): signal peptidase complex; endoplasmic reticulum membrane
Source: RefSeq, a predicted model, not a curated record